This is a messenger RNA of Zingiber officinale, 1418 nucleotides long. RefSeq names its product GATA transcription factor 20-like. Gene Ontology annotation, biological process: regulation of DNA-templated transcription. Gene Ontology annotation, molecular function: zinc ion binding; protein binding; sequence-specific DNA binding. The record is from RefSeq and is a predicted model, not a curated record. NCBI's taxonomy places the organism in Eukaryota, Viridiplantae, Streptophyta, Magnoliopsida, Zingiberales, Zingiberaceae. The transcript is spliced from 7 exons. Bases 249 to 1094 code for a protein of 281 amino acids.
UUUUUAAAGGGUUUUAUGAAUUCAGAUCAGAUUUUUUAGGUUUUGUAGUUGCUCUUGGAUUUCGUCUGUAGUGGAACCGAGAUUUUCAUUGGAUUUCGUUCGUCGUUCGACUAAAUUGUUGAUUCGGAAACCUUAUCUAGUUAUCUGUUCCUUUGAUUCAUUCUUUUCUCGACACCGUUUAGAUCUGGAUCUAUUUUUCUUCCCAAGUGUCAGCUCGGGAGAAUCAGGGCAUCUGGUGAAAUUUGGAGAUGAACCCUAAUCCUUCCGUCCGGCACCAGGUCGCCGGCGGCGGCGGUGGGGAGUUGAUUGCUGCUGCGGACGCUGGCGCCUUGCUGCAGUUCCCUGAGGCAGAUCACAGCAGCGGCAGCGGCAGCCAUGAGAUGGAGGACGGUCGGUUCGCGGCCGGGGAGAACGAGGAGAUAGAGAUGGAGGGGCCUUCUGAACCGAGCAAUCUUGGGGAUCCUAACAGGACGGUCGCACCACGCGCAGGCGUAGGCAAUCAGCUCACACUAUCGUUCCAAGGCGACGUCUACCUGUUUGACAACGUCUCGCCGGAAAAGGUUCAAGCAGUGCUGCUGUUGCUCGGGGGGCAGGAAAUGAACGUUGGGUUGAAUUCAUUUACAUCACCUUCAAUGCAGAACAAGGGAAUGGACGUUCCUCAGAGGAUUGCUUCGUUGACAAGGUUCCGGGAGAAGAGAAAAGUGAGAAAUUUUGAUAAGAAAAUACGCUAUGAUGUUCGCAAAGAGGUUGCCCUCAGGAUGCAACGGAACAAGGGUCAGUUUACAUCAUCUAAGACAAAGCAUGAAGAUCCCAAUUCUGGUGUUGCCACUUCUGAUGCUACUGAAAAUGGUAGUUCACAGGAAAACCAGGAACCGAUAGCGUCUGAAUGCCACCACUGUGGAAUCAGUACCAGGUCAACACCAAUGAUGCGUCGUGGACCUAAUGGGCCUCGAACAUUGUGCAAUGCAUGCGGACUUGUGUGGGCUAAUAAGGGAACAAUGAGGGAUCUUUCGAAAAAUCAACCUCCUACUUUGCCGAAUGCUUUAUCAGAAGCAAAAGAAGGGGGCAACUCGGCGGAAGUUGGGGUUGUCUAGAUCCUCCUCACCGAUGAGUCGUACCUUAUUACCUAGAGAUUCUAUAUCCUUGUGGCCAUAGGCAUUCCAUGGAAGCAAUUAGUUCUCGAUCAUUGAAUCCAUCGCAGUUUUUUUUUUUUGUCUGUACAAUAUUGUUUUACAUGCUUGUUAUGUAUAAUCAAUUAGCCAAGUCACUUGUAGGAUGUCGGGAGUAGGCAACCAACAUAAAGGCUAAAAUCUUCUCGAUAUUAGCCAGUUGGGUAGAACAAAAAUACACGAAAGGGAUUCUUCAUGUUAUCCUGCUCUGUUUGAAGUAUUUAUCCAUCUAGUUGUUUGUUUCUUUUA